CCGCGAUUCUGCACCUUGCGUUUCUUUCUGCUGUGUUGGUGCGCGACACUGCUGAAGACCGCAGCUCUAUCUAACAUUCAGCCCUUUAAUGUCCUAAAACAAUGGCUGGUAUUAAAGCCCUUAUCAGUCUUUCAUUUGGUGGAGCCAUUGGCCUCAUGUUUCUGAUGCUUGGCUGUGCCCUGCCUGUCUACAAUGAAUACUGGCCUCUCUUUCUGCUCUUUUUCUACAUCCUGUCUCCUAUCCCUUACUGCGUCUCUCGACGGGUGGUGGACGACACUGACUCGACUAGUAAUGCCUGCAAAGAGCUGGCCAUUUUCCUCACCACUGGGAUCGUGGUGUCAGCCUUUGGGCUCCCUGUCAUAUUUGCACGUGCUGAUGUGAUCCAGUGGGGGGCAUGUGCUCUCGUUCUGACGGGAAACAUCGUUAUCUUCGGCACUAUCCUGGGCUUCUUCCUCGUCUUUGGCUCCAACGACGACUUCAGCUGGCAGCAGUGGUAAAACGGAUCUGCGGAGAGAUGGCUGUUUUUAUUACAUACUGUACAUUCUGAUUAUGACUCUUGUUGUUGUUAUUGUUUUUAUUACAUUUUAUUAUUUAUAGUGACUGCCCAUUUAUAUUGACAAGAAAUCAGUGCAAUAAUUUCUUGCUGGGAUCAGUCUGACCUCAGAACGUUGUCCUGUUUUUAUUUAUUUGUUCAUUUGUUUAUUGGUUUGGCGGCUUGUGCAUGUGCUUUCCCACGGCUACUCGCAGCUCAUCAGCAGCGUAGCAUCCGCUGUCAUCAGGAAACUCUUCAGAAGUGAGCCUUCCCUCCGGCAGCUCACGUCCUGAAAGAUUCCUGUUGAAACAUUACUCCACUAGCACCCAAAGAGCAGGAGAAGGAGGCGCGGGAGGGCCGUGUCUCUGACCCCGCGCGCCCCGAGCCCACUGGCCCUGCAGCCUCUGUAACGUUAGCUUUGGCCAGACGCUAGAGUGAACGGCCUCUUUUUAAAGGAUAAUGUAUGAUGCAAUGUUUGCUGUCUUCUUGGCUAUGGGUAUAGUGCUGUCGCAUUGAACUCGAAUGUACUCUGGGCUGCCACCUUCACACCACAAAGUGACUGCAAUGCUUUUCCAUGGCACAGGCAGCUCUACUGGCCGCGUGUCCUGCCGCCAGUGCUGAGCUUUGAACAGGGCCUCGGGAAAUUCCCUUAAUCCCCGCUGAUGUAGUGCAACCUUGAAACGUAAGUGUUAUGGGUUUAGUGGUGACGUGUUUGUACCACCGUGCUCUCCACCUAGUGUGGAUGGGAGACCACGUCCCUCCCUAAAGGUCUCCUGCUGUAGUUUAAUGUCAUUGUCCUGAACUGAAGGUGAAAUGUCACAAUCUCAGUUUUACACUGUAUAAGCAGAAGCACUGACAAUAUGGUUACAUUGUUUUGUAUGUUAUUCAUUUUAAUGUUUUUAUUCGUUCCUACCUUAGUUAUUUACCUGGAGUGUAGCAUUUGUGUAGUGUACAACAGGAUCGAUUGUACAUGGAUAAAUUAUUUAAUAUAUUUAUCAUACAGUUGUAAAAAGACAGACCAUGUGCAAGCAAGUCAAGCACGAUAUCCCAGUGCCAGAUUUCUAAUAUCCAGCUAACACAAAACAGUGAAUUAACGUUCACGUACAGCUAGGCUACAGUUGUAAUUCUCCUUGACUUGUAUGUUGUAUGAUUGCAUAAUGCUAGCCCCUACUUGUCUUGGUUUUGAUAGAGGUAGCAUUGGUUAGUUGAGUGGAAGUGUAUUGAAAGGGUCAGGCCAGGCAGAGAAGGAAUCCAGAAGCGAUUCAAAAGGUGUCUGAGAAGAGCGGAGUGUUUCAGAGUCGUUUGAACGGAAUCGGGAUUGUCGAGAGUCGGCCGUUCGAAUCAAAUCAAGUUCCAAAGGGCCACAGAAGUGUUGUUCUUUAACUAGAAGCUGUGUGACAGUAUGUAAUCUGGUUCUUUCUUUCUACUGUUUUUUGCUCUCUCUCUCUCUCUCUCCCUCUCUCUCUCUCUUUCUUUCUUUCCAUUUUUAAUAAAUACAAUUUUUGAA
This is a messenger RNA of Electrophorus electricus (electric eel), 2039 nucleotides long. RefSeq names its product leptin receptor overlapping transcript-like 1. NCBI's taxonomy places the organism in Eukaryota, Metazoa, Chordata, Actinopteri, Gymnotiformes, Gymnotidae. Gene Ontology annotation, biological process: late endosome to vacuole transport via multivesicular body sorting pathway; negative regulation of growth hormone receptor signaling pathway. The record is from RefSeq and is a predicted model, not a curated record. Gene Ontology annotation, cellular component: endosome.